GGCCGGAGGGGCCUGCCCCGGAGCCCGGGCCCUCCUCGCCGGCGGUUCCGGAAGGAGGCCCUCCCGGCCUUGGAGGUGCCCGUGCCGCCCGUGACCGCCGCCGAGAUCCGCCAGUACUUGCGCGGGCACGGCAUCCCCUUCCAGGACGGCCACAGCUGCCUGCGGGCCCCGAGCCCCUUCGCGGAGCCCGGGGACCGGCCCGGCGCCGCCGCCCCCUUCAGCCUCUUCAUCGACAAGACCACAGGCCGCUUCCUCUGCACGGCCAGCCUGGCCGAGGGCAGCUGGGAGGACCUGCAGGCCAGCGUGGAGGGGCGCGGGGCCGGGGCCGGGGCCCGGGAGGGCGUCCUGCUCAGCAGGGCCCCCGACGCCGAGGACGGAGAGGAGGUCCGGAGGAUCUGGGAGCGAGCGGUCCCGCUCUGGGAGCUGCCCGACCCGCAGGAGGCUCAGCUGGCUCGGCUGAUGUUCGGCCUCGACAAGGUCACGGACGGCACGCUCAAGCGCUUCAGCGUGCGGUACCUGCGGUCUGCGCGCAGCCUCGUCUUCCCCUGGUUCUCCCCGGGGGGCUUGGGACUGCGAGGCCUGAAGCUCCUGGGGGCGGAGAGCCAGGGGGAUGGCGUGCGCUUCGAGGAGACCACCGUCCCGCGGCCUGGCGCCUACCACAACCUGUUCGGGUUACCGCUGAUCGGCCGUCGAGACGUGGAGGUGGUGCUGACGAGCCGGGAGCUGGACAGCCUGGCCUUGAGCCAGUCCACGGGGCUGCCCACCCUUGCCCUGCCCCGAGGAACGGCCUGCCUGCCCCCGGCCUUGCUCCCUUACCUGGAGCAGUUCCGGCGCGUGGUGUUCUGGUUGGGGGAUGACCUUCGGUCCUGGGAAGCUGCCAAGUUGUUUGCCCGAAAACUGAACCCCAAGCGAUGCUCCUUGGUGCGGCCCGGGGACCAGCAGCCCCGUCCCCUGGACGCCCUGAACAAAGGCUUGAGUCUUUCGCGUAUUCUUCGCACGGCUCUGCCCGCCUGGCACAAGUCCAUCGUGUCCUUCCGGCAGCUUCGGGAAGAGGUGCUGGGAGAACUGGCCAACAUAGAGCAGGUCGCUGGCUUCCGUUGGAGCCGCUUCCCCGACCUCAACCGGCUCCUGAAGGGCCAUCGCAAGGGCGAGCUGACGGUGUUCACAGGGCCCACCGGCAGCGGGAAGACGACCUUCAUCAGCGAGUACGCCCUGGACCUGUGCUCCCAGGGGGUGAACACACUGUGGGGGAGCUUUGAGAUCAGCAACGUGAGGCUCGCCCGGGUCAUGCUGACGCAGUUUGCUGAGAAGCGGCUGGAAGAGCAACUGGACAAAUAUGACGAGUGGGCCGACCGCUUCGAGAACCUGCCCCUCUACUUCAUGACUUUCCACGGGCAGCAAAGCAUCAAGACUGUGAUAGACACAAUGCAACAUGCGGUCUACGUCUAUGACAUCUGUCACGUGGUCAUCGACAACUUGCAGUUCAUGAUGGGUCACGAGCAGCUGUCCUCAGACAGGAUUGCAGCUCAGGACUACAUUGUCGGGGCCUUUCGGAAGUUUGCGACAGACAAUAGCUGCCAUGUGACGCUGGUCAUUCACCCCCGGAAAGAGGAUGAUGAUAAGGAACUGCAGACAGCAUCCAUUUUUGGCUCAGCCAAAGCGAGCCAGGAAGCGGACAACGUUCUGAUUCUGCAGGAUAGGAAGCUGGCGACUGGGCCGGGAAAGCGGUAUUUGCAGGUGGCCAAGAACCGCUUCGACGGAGACGUGGGUGUUUUCCCGCUGGAGUUCAACAAGAGCUCCCUCACCUUCUCCAUCCCACCCAAGAGCAAGGCGCGUCUCAAGAAAAUCAAGGACGAGAACGGGACAGCGGCCAAAAAGCCCUCUGCCAGCAGAAAGGGGUCCGGGCCGCAGAGCUCAGAGGCCAGCCCGGGCCAGGUCCCCACUGCCCACCUGCCAGGCACUGCCAAGCCUGCGACGUGA
Carlito syrichta (Philippine tarsier) is the source of this 1980-nucleotide messenger RNA. RefSeq names its product twinkle mtDNA helicase (gene TWNK). Lineage: Eukaryota; Metazoa; Chordata; Mammalia; Primates; Tarsiidae. The annotation marks the transcript as partial. Gene Ontology annotation, molecular function: ATP binding; 5'-3' DNA helicase activity; single-stranded DNA binding. The record is from RefSeq and is a predicted model, not a curated record. Gene Ontology annotation, biological process: mitochondrial DNA replication. The transcript is spliced from 5 exons. Gene Ontology annotation, cellular component: mitochondrion.